Messenger RNA from Xylaria bambusicola, 2651 nucleotides. RefSeq names its product glutamate-cysteine ligase. The record is from RefSeq and is a predicted model, not a curated record. Gene Ontology annotation, biological process: glutathione biosynthetic process. Gene Ontology annotation, cellular component: glutamate-cysteine ligase complex. NCBI's taxonomy places the organism in Eukaryota, Fungi, Ascomycota, Sordariomycetes, Xylariales, Xylariaceae. Gene Ontology annotation, molecular function: glutamate-cysteine ligase activity. The transcript is spliced from 6 exons. The coding region runs from base 281 to 2341 and encodes 686 amino acids.
AUCUACUCUAUCGGCACACCGAGACAGGUCAUUGAUUUUCCACAUUCCCGUAUUUUCCGGGCCCGGGGCAGCCAUAGGAGCAAUAAGCAUUGUGGUUGGCUAGAGACACCUUGAUACAAUUCACGUAACACGUCUGGAAGCAUCGAGCAAACAAAUUUUUGUGCUCCCUGUUUCUAUUUAAGAGAACAGCUUGAAGAUCAUAUUGCCAAAGGCGGCUAUAUCACCUCAUCCACUUCUCUGCUAGACAUUUGACUAGUUUACCCAUCUUUUAUUGUCCCGGAUGGGCCUCUUAGCUUUGGGAACUGCCCUUGAUUGGCCAGAUGCGCAGAAGCGUGCGCAACAAGUCAGAGAAUGGGGUAUCAAGCAAUUGCUCGAGAUCUGGAAUAAGGCAAAGCACAAGGAGCGAGAUGCCAUGCUCUGGGGCGAUGAGGUCGAAUACCUUGUUGUCCGAUAUUCAAAGGAGGAACCGAGUGUACUCCUUUCUCUCCGGCAAGCCGACAUUUUGAAGGCAUUAGCUGCGGACGAGGAGCUGGCCAACAAGGGCGGCGGUGUUCCCGAUCUGCAAGAUGUCAAAACGAAGAGCUCGAAUCCUCUGCCUGUGUUUCACCCCGAAUUUGGGAGAUUCAUGCUAGAAGCCACUCCAGGCAAGCCUUGGGGUAUUGGCUUCAAGGAAUUGUUAGACGUGGAGUCUGAUAUGAAGAUGAGGAGAAAGAUCGCUAAGGAGCAUAUGGAAAGUGAGGAAUACCCUAUCACACUUACGACUUUCCCACGUCUUGGUGUACCUGGAGUAUUCACCGAUCCUUAUUAUCCCCCCUCGGGACCUAAGCUACGGUCUCAGUUCGUCCCAGAUGAGAUAGCCAAUCCUCACAUACGUUUUCCCACCCUCGCUGCUAAUAUUAGAUGGCGCCGAGGAAAAAAGGUACAAGUGAAUGUUCCCGUUUUUCAUGACGAGAAAACACCAAACCCCUGGAAAGAUCCUACGGUCAAUUAUGACCUUCACAACUGGCCGGAAGAUGGUGAUGUAAGGAAUGGAGCAGCGCCAGAUAACUUCAUCCACAUGGAUGCUAUGGUGUUUGGUAUGGGAAGCUGUUGCUUGCAAAUCACAUUCCAAGCGAAGAACAUCACCGAGGGUAGGAAGAUGUAUGAUCAACUCAGCCCCCUUGGCCCCAUCAUGCUAGCAUUAACGGCCGCCACACCAAUAUAUAAAGGUUUCCUGGCAGAUACAGAUGUCCGCUGGAAUCAAAUCAGCCGGGCUGUUGAUGAUCGGACUGCUGAAGAGCUGGGAGAAAAACCCCUGAAAGAAAGUCGAUGGCAAAUUCCCAAAUCUCGCUACGCAUCAAAUUCCACUUAUAUAAGUACCGACUCACGCCUCCGGCCUGAGUACUUUGACCCUAAUCUCAUCAUUGAUGAGUCUAUCAAGGCUCAACUUCUUGAAGGUGGCAUGGAUGACUUGCUAGCCACUCACUUUGCGCACCUCUUCAUUCGGGAUCCUAUUGUCAUCUUCAAUGAAGAUCUGGAGGAGCUCGAUCUUACGAAAGCCGAUCACUUUGAGAACUUGCAAAGCACCAACUGGCAGCACAUGCGCUUCAAGCCCCCGCCGGCAGGGUCGGACAUCGGCUGGCGUGUCGAGUUUCGACCCAUGGAGAUCCAAAUUACGGAUUUUGAGAACGCCGCGUUUUCCGUCUUCAUGGUACUCAUCACCCGCGCGAUCCUGAGCUUUGACCUGAACUUUUAUAUCCCCAUCGUCAAGGUUGAUGAGAACAUGGAGACAGCACAUGCGCGAAACGCCGUGCUUGAAAAGAAAUUCUACUUCAGGAAAAACCCGUUCCCUAACCGAACACCUCGCAGCGCCGUGGGGUCAAAUGAGAAUUCUCCGACUGCUAGCCGGCCAGCGACCCCCGUUAGCCCUGUUGAGGACGAAUACGCGCUGAUGACGGUCGAUGAGGUGAUCAACGGGUCCAAGUCCGAGGAGCACGACUUCCCCGGCCUCAUCCCCAUUGUCGAGAGUUACCUCGACUCCGUCAAUGUGGACGUGCAGACACGCUGUGAGUUAUCCACGUAUUUGGACCUCAUCCGUAAGCGUGCGAGCGGCGAGCUGUGGACGGCCGCGAAAUGGAUCCGCCACUUUGUCGCCACACAUCCUGCGUAUAAAUGCGACAGUGUGGUUGACGAUGAGAUCCAAAAGGGGCUGGUGAGCGCCGUGAUAGACAUCGGAGAGCGUGAGCAGGCUGGCCGGGGCUGGAAGGGUCUCAACGUCCCCGACUUAGCGAAACUCCUCGACCAAUUCAGGGGAGGAUGCGGGAGCAACGGCGUGAAGCGGUCAUCGGAUGAGAUAAGCUGAUUUACCUACCAACGCGGUGUUACCCCGUAACAUCCCUUGUGGCGUUCCGCUAGCCCGGGAUAUUCACGGUACAUCCAGGGGACAUUGACGGUUUCCAAGUUGCUUUUUUAAACUCUUUUAGCUUUCGUUGUCCCGGCAUUUUCACAUUUCAUUUCAUUGUUUUGUAUUCAACCUAAUGCACUGGUGGUAUUUAUUAAAUCACUAGGACAGGGCUUGAUGCAACCCCGUAGAGUCCCGUAUUCAGCGAUUAGACAUCAUCAACGAUAUUAUAGAUGCGCUACAGCAGACAGCGUUGUACCUCAGAAGAACA